This is a messenger RNA of Rhineura floridana, 1787 nucleotides long. RefSeq names its product cilia and flagella associated protein 298 (gene CFAP298). Gene Ontology annotation, biological process: regulation of cilium movement. NCBI's taxonomy places the organism in Eukaryota, Metazoa, Chordata, Lepidosauria, Squamata, Rhineuridae. The record is from RefSeq and is a predicted model, not a curated record.
AUGGUUUUGCUCCAUGUGAAGCAUGGCGAUGAGAGCUGAUUUCUGCUAGAGACAAUGGACAGCAUUUGCACUGAAGAUUUAACACAGGAAAUGACCAAGAUCGACACUGGAAGGCUCAAAGUUCAGCAUAUUUGUGCAGAAAUAAAAUCACUGGCAGAACAUGGUAUUUUCUUGUCUCAAAUGCAAGGUCUAACAGACGAGCAGAUUGAAGAGCUGAAGCUGAAGGAUGAAUGGGCAGAAAAAUGUAUUCCGCGUAGUGCGUGUCUAAAAAAAGAUGAAAUUGGACGAAGAAAUGGCCAUGAUCCAAAUGAAAAAAUGAAACAGGUUUUAAAAGAGACAGUAGAAGAAGCCAAGGCACUAAUAUCUAAGAAACAAGUCCAAGCCAAGUGUGUUAAUAAGGAUAUGGUGAAAGAUGCACUGGACCAGCUCAGAGGAGCUGAUGUUAUUUAUUCAAUGGGACUCCCUCCAUACGACCCAAUUAGAAUGGAGUUUGAAGAUAAAGAAGAUCUGUCAGGAACUCAUAAAGGACAAGGAGCCCUAGCCCGUGAGUCUGUCAUAAGUAGUGAAGAACGCAGAUGAUUCCUUUUUUAUCACAGAAGGCAAGAAGAACUCAAGGUAUCAAGGGUUAUUGCUGCAUUUAUACUGUUGAAACCAAAAUAGCGAAACAUUUUUGCAAUUUUUAACACAUUUUCAUUGCUGUUUGUUUCCCCAGAAAUUAGAAGAAAAUGAUGAUUCAUUUUUAGAGUCUGAAUGGGCUGACAGUCAUGCCUUGAAAAGACAUUGUUUUCAUGGUGUAAAUGACAUUAAAUGGAGACCAAAAUGAAGCUAUGUUUACAGGAUUUCUUUUUCUUUUUACAAGAUAAAUUAACCCACUGAGUUAUACUGGUAAUAUGGAUGCAAAUCUGUGCAUUUUAAUUGUUGUGAAAUAAUAAAUUUCUCUGUAAAAAUGAUUUAUUGUUGCAAAAUAUGUUCAUCCUCUUGUGCACAUUUGCCCUUUAGAAACAGAAAAGUAUGGCUUAUAAGGUAUUUUAAAAUUUCAUUUAAUAGGCUUACAGAUCAGACGUUUCAAUUUUUAACUAGGUCACAAAACUAGUUCAUACAAUAUAUACAAUUAAAUAGGUUUGUUCUCAUUCUUCAGUUGUCUUAUUCCCAUUUUUCCAUUGUAAUGAAGCUAUUCAAGAUGGCAAAAGCUGCUUUAGAAGGUAACACUUCUUUUAUAUGAAUGAAAUGAAUGUAAUUUUAUUUUUACCCCGCCCUUUUUCCAAACUGGAACUCAGGGCGGCUUACAAAUAAAACUACAUGUAGUUAAAAGCAUACAAAAACAUACAAUUAAAAUACAAUUAAACUAUACGCAACCUUAAAACCAUGGAACAGGCACUUAAAAUACUAAAAAACAAUUUAAAAUAAUACAAAUAAUAGCAUAAAACAAUAAAACAAACCUUGUAGAGCCCAAUCCUAAACACCCAAAAGCCUGUUGGAAUAAAAAAGUCUUUACUUUCCGACGGAAGGAUGGCAAGGAGGGGGCCAUUUGUGCCUCCCUAGGAAUGGAGUUCCAGAACCUAGGAGCAGCCACCUAGAAGGCCCUAUCUUGCGUCCCCACCAAUCGCGCUUGCGAAGUUGUUGGGACUGAGAGAAGGGCCUCUCCUGAAGAUCUCAGGGCCUGGGCAGGCUCAUAUAGGGAGAUACGGUCUGACAAAUAGCCUGGACCUAGGCUGUAUAUUUUAACAAGUAGACCACUGUUUGGGUCCAGACUUCACUUCUGCCAGUGACAUUUGCCAAUUCCCCUC